AUACGUGCUGGCAGCAGGCUCAGAGCUCACCUGCUGCUGCUGCUGGGUAUGCGGGAGAGGGGCGCAACUAACAUAUAGUUACCUCCUCAGCAGUACAGGCAGUGGCAGGCAGAGAGGAAGUCAGGGAGGGGCCGGCAUCUAGUUUCUCCGGGUGAUCAAUUAAACCGAACUACUGAACACGAAGGAGCCGGAGCGAGCCCGAACGCACGUUGUACAGGACGGGCCGGCAGCGAGAGAGCGCCCGGGACACCACACGCUGCCCAUCCCGCUGACUGCUCCUCACUUGGGACACGGAGAAGAGAAAGAGCUGCGGGCGGGCACGACAUACAUACUCACUGUGCCGGGGAACUUGCUGCUUGCAUACAGUGUACGGGAAAGUAACUCUGCGGCUUCUCUAUAUACAGUAUAUUGGAGGACAAGACCCGUCCGCCACCACUGUGACUGUCAGUGACCCCCUUGUACACACGGCAGCUGUGAGGGGUGCGGGCUGCUAUGUGAGAUGAGGUGCAGGAAUGGCAGUCUGGUGACAAUACUCUGCGUGACUGCCUUCUUCUCCCUGUCCUGGUAUACAGCAUGGUACAGAGACAAAGACUAUGGGAUGGACACAUAUGAAAAGCAGUUUUUAGAACUACAACAAAGGCUGUUCCAUGCAGAGAAAGAGAAUCAGAAGAGGUCCCGAGAUCUCAGCACUGUUCUAGAUGAGAUUAAACGGGCAGUUGCAGAGAAGAGAAACGCAUUUGAGAAUCACACAGUUGAGGAGAUAAAAUGGAAAGUAUUGAAUAUGACCAGCAAGCUCCCCAUGCAGUUUUCCAACAUGUACAUGUUCCUUCCUCAUUUGCUGGGGCAUGAAGACAGCCUACAACCAAAUGUGCUUUAUGGGCAUGGAAGAACAGGAGUGUCUGUAGUUAUCGGUAUUCCAACUGUGAAGAGAGACAAACAGAGCUACUUGCUAGAUACUUUGAGAUCCCUCUUCUCAGAGAUGUCUCCAAAGGAAAAAGAAGAUUGUGUCGUUAUUGUUUUCAUAGCUGAGCUAAGUGCCCAGUAUGUGAAUGAUAUUGCUAAUGUGAUAAAAGAAAGUUUUCCUCAUGAAAUACAGUCUGGUGUCCUUGAGAUCAUUUCUCCAUCACCAUUAUAUUAUCCAGAUUUCUCCAAUAUUAAAGAGACCUUUGGUGAUUCCAAAGAGCGAGUGAGGUGGAGAACAAAGCAGAAUUUAGACUACAGCUUCCUUAUGCUGUAUGCACAGCCAAAGGGAACAUAUUACUUACAGUUGGAAGAUGACAUUGUUGCCAAGCCACAGUUUUUCCAGCCCUUGAAGGAUUUUGCUAUGCAGCAGGCCACUGAUGACUGGCUGAUACUGGAGUUUUCACAGCUGGGAUUUAUUGGAAAACUUUUCAAGUGUAAAGACCUAAUCUUUGUUGCAGAAUUUUUCUUGAUGUUCUACAAGGAUAAGCCUAUAGACUGGCUCCUUGAUCAUUAUCUGUGGGUGAAAGUAUGCAAUCCUGAAAAAGAUGCAAAACACUGUGACCGGCAAAAGUCCAACUUGCGCAUUCGAUAUCGUCCCUCCCUCUUCCAGCACAUUGGGACACACUCCUCACUGGUUGGAAAGAUACAGAAUUUAAAGGAUAAAGACUUUGAUAAGAAAGUAUUAUACAAACCUCAUAAUAACCCUUCAGCAAAACUGAGCACCAGUCUCAAGGUGUAUCAGCAAUACAACCUGCAGAAGGCCUACCUGGGUGAGGAGUGCUUCUGGUCCUUCUCUCCUGUUGCUGGGGACUACAUACUCUUUGAGUUUGACAAUGCUUUACAGCUAGAAGGUUACCUCUUCAGAAGCGGGAACAUUGAGCAUCCUGGUGACAAGCUGUUUAACGCUACAGUACAAAUUUUGCCACUAGAGAAAGUUAACAGUGUGCCACAGGGUAGCCAAAUAGACGAAGACGGAUUCAUACAAAUAGGCAAGUUUGUCAAUGGCAUUGCUGAAGGAGAAAUCGGUAGUUCUUUUGGGAAAAUCAAAGCCAUCCGUAUAAAAAUUCUCAAAGAGUCCCCUGUCUGGGCACUGCUGAGUGAGAUAUUCAUCAAACAGAAGAAAUAAGACAAUUUUGAGACUGAAGCCUUAAAUACUUGGAAAACCCUGCCCUCUUCUGGUGCAGUACAAGACUACUUUGAAGAAUAUAUUGCAUCGCUAAAAUAAUGAAGGAAACUAUAUAAAUGCUCUUCUAUUUUUAUGGUGAAAAUAAUUUUGUUAUUUAUAUUUAAAAUAUGUUGUUCUUUUCUAUGAACGAUGGGUUUUAAUCGCUCCCAGUUUGAUUUUUUUUUUUUUUUUUUUUCAAUCAACACUAGCAGUUGGUGACAGGAAACGAACUUACACGUAAUGCAAGCAACGGAGCGAUAACGUUAAACCCAAUUAGGUACUUUUUUUUUUUUUUAUAAAUGGUACAGGAACCUCAAUCAUUCCAGACGAGGCGAUCUUUUUCAGAACCUCUCCCUGACUGAGAAAUAUACUGUAUCCCAGUCUAUUAAAGCAAAACCUUACCAUAUUAAUAACAUGGGGGUGAUGUAUGAAAAAACGUCCUAACAGAGGUUAUGUGUCCAGGGGCGUAUCACCACAUUAUCGUGGUGAUACGCCCGCAGCUGCCACCACAAUGUAUGAUUAAGGCCCCCGCCGAUGUGGUAGUGCGUUAUCCUACCUUUCCCGCGGUAGCGUACCUUCCACAUCGGCGCCGCAAUGUGUGCGCAUGCACCCUUCUUCUUGUGUGCACCGCCAGAGACCCCCGGCGCAUGCGCAGUAGAGCUGUGUGGACCAGCAGAAGAAUGUCCACGUUAAAUAAAGUUUAUUCAAAACCAAAAAAAAUAAGUCACUGCACAUUUUGAACACAUCGCCUGCCCGGGGGAGGCGUUCCAGACCGGCGGCUUCAGGAGACGAAAAGGGACAGCAGAGGCAAUCAUACAUUGCCUCUGCUCUUCGUCUCCCAUUCAGUACUGCGGGGAAGUGGUAAGUGGCGGGGGCGCGCGGCGGCCAGUGCAUACGGCGUUAACACGCCAUUCAUACAUAUGGGUGCAGCGCAAAAUGCUGCCUUAAGGUGCGCUGUGGUCAGCGGGAACCACAGCACACUUUCAUACAUCUGGCCCGUGGUUGCUAAAGCUAUGUGUCUCUCUCUCUCUCUAGAAUGAACAGUGUGUUAUGUAUGGAGUGAACAAUGGUACUUACUGCAGCAGUUAGUGCUAGAUUUUUAUUUAUUUAAUUUGUUAUAGACAUAAAUAGUAGGUAUGGAAAAUAUAUCAAAAUGACAGAGAUCUAUGAUAAUCUGCCCCUUAGUUUGCAUUUACAACGUACAUACCAGAUUCCAAUUUCACUUUCGUGGGAAGGAUUUGCGCUCCCUGUGUCAUAUGCAUAAUCUUUUUCACACCUGAACACACAACACUGGUGGUAAUAUUAAUGCUGUAUUGUGCGCUCAGAUGUGACCGAUUUUAUUUGUAAGUGUGGUUUUAAAGCAGUUUUGCCACAGUACAUAAUUUCCAGUCGGUAAUGUAGAUAUAUUAACUGACCUUAUUUUUGAGCUAGGCGUGUUCAGACAUCAGCAUGUCCAGGUAAUGGGGUGACUGGAGGAUGCACAUAGGCCUGUACCUCUCUUGGGGGUCUAUUUACUAAGCCUUGGGUGGAGAUAAAGUGAAUGGAGUUAAAGUACCAGUCAACCAGCUGCUAACUGUUAUUUUUUUCAAACACAGCCUAUAACAUGACAGUUAUGAGCUGAUUGGCUGGUACUUUAUCUCCGUCCAAUUUAUCUCUCUCCAAUUUAUCUUUGCUUAGUACAUAGACCCCUUGGUUUUAAUUGGAUUGUUGCCAAGCUCACUUUGGAGGCACAUACUGCAUGGUCAGCUCAACAGUGUGACAGAAAUGAAAAUGAUAAAUGUACCACUAAAACCAUAUAACUAAUAAAGUGAUCAGUUUAUUGAAAAUGUAUUUAAGAUAUAUUUUGAAGAUUGUUUUGCUUAACUGAAGAAUUCUUCUUUACAACAACACAGUGGAUGGUUAGGGAGCGGCUGUAUGCUGUAAAGGUAGUUCGGCAGCUGGCACUGCAGCGUCAGUAUAACAGGCAUACAGUGUAUACCUGAACGGUUAGGAAUGUUGAUGUGUAAUUUCAGUUCCUAAUUGCCUCUAUUGUGUAUUCAAAGUAUGUGUUAAUCAGCUGCGCUGACUUUUAUGGGGUUAAUUGUGGUGGGAAUCAAGAGUUUUGGAAACGCUGAUUUUAAAAUUGUGCCUUGCGUCUUCCGCAAAUGUUUUACAAAAGAAAUGUUUACACAAAUGGCUUAAUGACGUUUUAAUGUAUUGUUUAUUGUGAAUAAUAUUUAGGUUUAUUAUCUUUUGCCACUUUAAGACCAAUAGAGACCAAUGUCUGGAUAAUUUAUUAUGAUACUCUUGUUCACCACUCAGUAUGUGGCUUUAUCAUUACAAUAUAUAUGAAGGGUAUAUUAAAUACAACAGGAAACAGUAAUACAUCUCUGCUUUCUCGUACCUUCUUGCAUGGUUUGUUUUAACUUUGGGAUUCUUUACUUUUGUUCCUUUAAAGCUAAUCUAUUUUAAAACCAAAUAAAGAAAUAAAAAGCUGAUGAACCCAUAAAAAAUCAUAUGUACAUAAGUAAAACAUGAAUUCAUGAUGUAUUGUCUUCCCAAAGAUUGGCAAAUUUGUACACCGUCUUGGCUCCUGACACAUGAUCAAUCUAUAUAGAUUUGAAGCAAUGCUUAUGCGUUUCCAGAAUUAGAAUCCAUGUUAUAUGGCACAAUGAUAUUCCCUGUAUAUUAUAAUUACUGGUUUUAUUUAACCAAGACUUGUGAUCAUUCCUUGUCCUGUGAUGUCUUGUCUUCUAAAAUGUAUGUUCUUCCAUCCAUGUUUUGUUGCACUUUAUACCCGAAUUACUUUCCCUGCAAUCUUGAUUAAAUCUUUUGCUCAAAGUGAGCUCAAUAAGCCUUAAAUAAAAAGUAUGUU
Pseudophryne corroboree (corroboree frog) is the source of this 4982-nucleotide messenger RNA. It is a transcript of the gene MGAT4D, whose product is annotated as MGAT4 family member D. The record is from RefSeq and is a predicted model, not a curated record. The transcript has 15 exons. The coding region runs from base 500 to 2089 and encodes 529 amino acids. Gene Ontology annotation, molecular function: acetylglucosaminyltransferase activity. Gene Ontology annotation, biological process: protein N-linked glycosylation. Gene Ontology annotation, cellular component: endoplasmic reticulum-Golgi intermediate compartment; endoplasmic reticulum; Golgi stack. Lineage: Eukaryota; Metazoa; Chordata; Amphibia; Anura; Myobatrachidae.